AUGGGCGAAUGCCUGGGAAAGGGAGCUUUUGGCUCCGUUUAUAAAGCCUUCAACUGGGAAACUGGUGAAGUUGUAGCUGUCAAACAAAUGAAGCUAAGUAACAUACCGAAGUCAGAAUUAACCUUCAUAAUGACUGAAAUCCAAUUGUUGAAAAAUUUGAACCAUGAGAACAUCGUAAAGUACAAGGGUUUCAUCAAAACAAGAGAAUAUCUGUAUAUAAUCUUGGAGUUUUGCGAAAAUGGGUCACUACAUAAUAUUUGCAAAAAAUUUGGAAAGUUUCCCGAAAAUCUGGUGGCAGUAUACAUUAGUCAAGUUUUAGAAGGAUUACUUUAUCUUCAUGAUCAGGGAGUCAUACAUCGAGAUAUCAAAGGCGCAAACAUUUUAACAACAAAGGAAGGUUUGGUGAAAUUGGCGGAUUUUGGUGUCGCAACAAAGUCGUUGGGCGACUUCUCUGUGGUCGGCUCGCCUUAUUGGAUGGCACCAGAAAUAAUCGAGUUAUCGGGUGCGACAACUUCAUCAGACAUUUGGAGUGUUGGGUGUGUUGUGAUUGAACUUUUGGAAGGAAAACCUCCUUAUCAUAACUUGGAAGCAAUACCCGCUCUGUAUCGAAUUGUGCAGGAUGAGCACCCUCCUUUACCGGAAAGUGCUUCACCCGUCGUGAAAGAUUUUCUAAUGCAAUGUUUUCAGAAGGACGGCAAUCUUCGUGUGUCUGCCAGGAAACUGCUAAAACAUCCUUGGAUAACAAACGUUCAAAAGAGAGGCGUAGACACUAGGCAAGAGCCAACUGGGUUUGAGGAAGCAAUGAAAAGCGUGCAAGAGUGGAACAAGGCAUUAAAGGGGUCCCCUCAUGAACCGCCUCCAAAGCCGCACAGAAGGAGGAGAAGUGAAUCCCUAAGAUUGGCGGCUACUAUGCCACGAAUGCAAUCCCCACAGUUUAACGGUUUUCCUUCCCCUACUCCAAAAAUAUCUCCUUCAAUUCAGCAAAACAAUCGCCUAUCGGUUACGGUUGAGCCCGAGGACGAAGGAAACAACAAUUGGGACGAUGAUUUUGUGGAUUCUAUACCGAUCUCAAAAAUUGCAGAACAUCAAAGCAAGAAAUUGAACCAUAAAUCAUCCGAAGAGGAUCAAACCAUACGACCUUCUCAAUUUAAAAAUGAAAAGGGAAAAAAAUCGAUGAUCAACGGAGCGCAGAAAGAAGAAACGUCGAUUGAAGAAACGGUUAGGAUGGUACCCGGAGGGGCGGGCAGCAAUUGGGAAUCAAUGCAAGAUACCGUGAUUCGACUGCCAAGGAGCAAUAUUAAAAAUGACAACGGCGCGACACCAGUAAGAUCACUCGCACCAGUUGACAAUAAACAAAAGGAUCUAGUUAGACCGGAACAACCAGCCGUAAAGGCUCUGGUCAAGCAGCACGCUCGCGCUCACAGUGCAAACUAUACCAUUGAUUCUUCGACAAAUAAACCACUACUUCCUUUGCCCUCACAAAAAUCCGUGUCCUCAACAGUUUCUGCAACCACGACAACCGCACUCUUAUCGCGAAGGACUUCUAUAUUAAAGCCGGUUUCCCAAAUUGAAAUACCGAACCAACGAACCUCCGUGCUCACCCCCUCGUUGUCAUCGCCUCUCGGUCAACAGGAUGAUUCUCAAAGUUCUAGCGAGAUAUAUCAAUAUCGCGAAUCCGAUGACGAUGAUGAUUAUAACAAAGUUUUUCAUAAUGAACACGAGGACAACGAAGAUGGAAUAUAUAAUACGUUGAGAUUGAACACUCGAUUAUCAAACAAGGGCAACAGUUGGCUAGGGGAUGACGUAAGCGACGAAGAUGACCCGUUUGCGGAGAUGGAAGAAAACUUUUAUGAAGUGGACAUAGACACGCACAUUGCCAGAGACAAGUUUGUACGUGCGUGUGCCCAUUUGGAAGAACUUAUCAGCGCUCUGCAGCCAAAUGAAAGCGAAGAACGAUUGGUGAUCUUGUGUGAACAAGUAAUUGGACUGUUGAUGGAACACAAGAACCUCAAGAACCAUUUCAUAGUAUUCCAUGGUGCGAUUCCUAUAAUGGAAAUGCUUGAGAUAUGCUCUUAUAAUAGCGUGCUUUCUAGGUUGCUGAAAAUAGUCAACAUUAUUAUUGAGGAUAACAUCAAUCUUCAGGAAAAUUUAUGUCUGGUCGGAGGUAUUCCCAUCAUCAUGAAUUUUACACUGAAGCGCUACCUAUACGAGAUUCGGGUCGAAGCGGCAAUAUUUAUUCGACAAAUCUGUCACACGUCACCGAUCAUCCUCCAAAUGUUUAUUUCUUGUAGAGGGUUGAAGGUGUUGGUUGAGUUCUUGCAAGAGGAUUAUGAUGAACACAAGGAGUUGGUAUGGAUAGCUAUCAAUGGAAUAUCGGGCGUUUUUGAGUUGCAGAGUCCAACACCAAAGAACGAUUUUUGUCGGCUGUUGGCUAAAAACGGAUUGCUAGAUCCGUUGGCUCUUACUUUGCACAGUGUUAUGGCUGACAACGAUCCAUCGGCUAAAGGUUAUGUUGAGAGGAUAGUGAACAUAUUUUCGCUAUUCUCACAGGGAGAUGCGUACGUCAAAGAAGUUAUGGCCACUCGUACAAGAGUGGUUCCGCGUAUCUUCGAGGUUCUUGAAAGGCUAUCCCAAGAUCUGAUGGUGAUCAUGCUUAAAUGCAUAAAGAACAUCUCGAUGAAUUCCAAUACUUUGGAGGCACUACAAAAGGCCAAGACCAUUCAAGUUCUCACGGCGGUGAUGGACAAGCAGGGGCCACCGUACAUCACUGAAAUCUCGAAUCAAGUGCUCAACACGAUGUAUAAUCUCUGCCGAAUCAACAAGUCUCGACAAGAGGAAGCAGCGCGGGCCGGAAUAAUUCCUCAUCUACAAUAUUUUGCUUCAAGAAAGACACCUCUUAAACAGUUUGCACUUCCCAUCUUGUGUGAUAUGGCGCACACAGGACAAGUGUGCCGAGAAUUAUUGUGGAAAAAUAAUGUAUUACAACUUUAUCUCGACCUAUUAAUCGAUCCAUUCUGGCAGGUGAACGCCUUGGAAGCCAUACUUGCGUGGUUUCAGGAGGAGACGUGCAAAGUGGAACGAAUACUUGUGGAACAAAAGAGUAUUGACCUUAUACUAGGGGCUUUUGUCACAGCAAAAGCCAACUCAUUCGAGUCCAUCCUGGAACCAUUAUAUGUCCUAAUGCAGUUAUCUCGGGAUGUGACGUGCGCUCUUGCUCAACCUAAUUUCUUCAAGCGUCUUUUGCAGCGACUGGAUCAUCCCAAACCUGUGGUGAGAUUGAAUUUGCUAAGAGUUUUGAAAACGGUGUGUGACGUGUAUCCACAACGUGAAGUCGUCAUCGAGAAGUACGAACUCAGUAGUAUUAUCCUUAAAAUGAGUAGAGACGAUCCGGCCGUUUUGAUCAGGGAAAAGGCCAAGGAAAUAUUAUCACAAGAUUAUUUUAGUCCCGGUGAUAGGAUGUCACCGAUACCUUCGCCUGCAACACCGUUGAUUGAAAAGGACUGCCCUGUAGGUAAUGGUGAAAUUACGGUUUUUGGCGGAGAGGAACGAAAAGAGAGAAAAAGCGAGUUCGAAAUAAGUGAAGCUGAGAACGAUUCCUGUGAUGAUGUUUCAACUUGCGAGGAGAAAGACGAAGAUGAUGUCAGUUGA
Acaulospora colombiana is the source of this 3648-nucleotide messenger RNA. The record is from the annotation of a GenBank genome assembly. Lineage: Eukaryota; Fungi; Glomeromycota; Glomeromycetes; Diversisporales; Acaulosporaceae.